Messenger RNA from Phodopus roborovskii (desert hamster), 1661 nucleotides. RefSeq names its product NOBOX oogenesis homeobox (gene Nobox). Lineage: Eukaryota; Metazoa; Chordata; Mammalia; Rodentia; Cricetidae. Gene Ontology annotation, molecular function: DNA-binding transcription factor activity, RNA polymerase II-specific; RNA polymerase II cis-regulatory region sequence-specific DNA binding. The record is from RefSeq and is a predicted model, not a curated record. The transcript is spliced from 9 exons. Gene Ontology annotation, biological process: regulation of transcription by RNA polymerase II. The coding region runs from base 99 to 1661 and encodes 520 amino acids.
CCUGGCCCGGGGAAGACUCCACACACCUGGCCACUCCACGGACUUCAUUAAGGUGCGCCUGCGGGUAAAGGGCGGGCCGAGGAGUGGGAGUCUGGGCCAUGGAACCAACGGAGAAGCUCUGCAGGAAACCGCGGGGUCAGGAAGCUGGACGCAAGCCCGGGACUGCUGGGUUGGAGUCAGAGGGAGCACUGAAGGAUUCUGCCCCGCCUACUGAAGAUGACCAAGGCAAGCAGUCCUCAUUCCCCAGGGCUGGCUCAGGAAAGAGACCACUGUCAAAGACCUCUGGAGAGUUAACGGGUGCUAACACCUGCAGAGGGUACCAGGACAAAGACCCAGCACCGGCUGCAUGUAGUCCCCAGCCCAAGGAAGAAGUUUCUUCUCUCCCAGAGAGAAAGGUAAAGACAGCAAAGCCAUCCAUUUCUGCAGUCCUUGCCCCCGGUCUCCUCAAUACAUUGGCCAAGAGCAGCCAAGCGGGGGACCCAAAGAAGGAAUCCGUAGAAAUCACCUGUCCGUUUCGGAAAAAGACUCGAACCCUGUACCGCUCAGACCAGCUAGAGGAGCUGGAACGCAUAUUCCAGGAAGACCACUAUCCCGACAGUGACAAGCGUCACGAGAUUGCCCAGAUGGUGGGGGUCACCUCCCAACGCAUCAUGGUGUGGUUUCAGAACCGUAGGGCAAAGUGGCGAAAAGUGGAAAAACUGAGUGAGAAGGGGAACAGGGACGGCCCUGCAGCCCCCAGCACUGAGAGCAGCCAACCCAGGCCCGCACCUGAGCUACUAGCGCCUACGCCUGCAGACCUAGUCCCUGGCCCUGUCCCCCCAGAGCACAUUUUGGAUGGCUUUCCAGAGCACCCAAUGCUGCUGGCUUCUGACCAGACUCUGACCCCCUCUCAGCACAGUGAGGGUACUCAGAGGGUAGCGGUGACCCCACCACUCUUCAGCCCCCCACCGCUUCGAAGGAGCAGCCUUCCUCUUCACCCUAUCCAAGCCCCUCAAGUGAUGCCUCCACUGAGGGAUGUUUCUGGACGUGACAGCAUACAUCAGGACAGCCCCUGUGGGUCCUGGGGCACCAGCGCCACCUCACCACCCACCCGCUCAAAUCUGGGAGACCUGGGGCCCCAGGAUUACCAAGCGAGCAGCCAGUUGGGUUCAUUCCAGUUCUGCCAGGGUCCACAGACCCCUCUCUUCCCACCCUUCCAGCCCCAGUUUCCUUACCUGCCUCCCUUCCCUUUCCCCGUCCCAAGCUUUCUACCACCGGAAGACUCGCUCCUCCCCUUCCCUUUUGGCCUCAGUGGGGACAUGCCACAGGAUUAUUGCCCAGGACCCCCUCCAAGUCAGAUCUUGCUGCAGCCACACGUUGGAAAUAUGGGCCCAGGACCCUGGAGCGGCCAUUGUUUGCCAGAGCCUCCUUUCUCAGGUCCACUCUGUUCACAGACUCUGGGGCAACCCCUGGGGACAGAGGGCUACUUUCCAGACCUGCUUCCAGCUCCAUGUGCUCAGACUAUGAACAAGCAGCCUUCACUGGGACUCAAUGGGCUUCCUAAAGGCACUAGGUCAGAGACAGUGUCCUCUCUAAGCAAAAUGCCAGAGGAGCAAGUUUCCUCUUCCCUUGGGCAGCCCACACCAGAGGAGGCAAAAGACAAAACUAAGAAUAGCCACUAA